AUGAGUAGAGUACUCAGAAGAACACCAAGUUCAGGAACAAUGCAAAGUAACAUUUCAUCAAUCGAAGCUCCCAGUAUAAUGAGUGGAAAUACACUAAAUCGACCAGCUCAAGCAUCACAAUCAUUAUAUCCCUUAUGUCGAGAUCUUUUAGGAAGACUUUAUUGUGUGGAAGGAUUUGAACAGUAUUUAUUGCAAGGACAAAGAACUAUGCCGAGUAACGGCUCAUUAGUUGGAACUCCGACAUCAGAAAAUGGCCCUAGUAGUUUAGUUCUUAAAUACGAUCCUGUAACGCUUCUAUGGCAGACUUUUCGGUUAGGUUAUCCUCUUUGUGCGCUUUUUAAUGCUUUGAACCCUCAAGAACCAUUAAGGAUUGAUGAUUCAAAACCUGCGAAAGCUAGUGUAUAUAACUUUUUGGUUGCUUGUCGGAAAGAAUUUGAAUUAAAACCAGAACAAGUGUUUUCAAUCACACAAUUGUAUCAAGAUGAUACGAAUGGUUUCGUUAUGGUCAUUAAUACAGUAAAACUAGUAACUGAUAAAAUUGAAGAGAAAGGUCUUCUUAAUUUAUCUCGAAAGAAAGAUUUGGUAAGAUCAGAUCCCAUGAAACCCACUGAUAAUCGAGCCAGGGUAGUGCAUGAAUUAUUAGAAACUGAAAGAAAAUAUGUUCAGGAUAUGGAAGUUUUACAGAAUUACGCUAGAGAGCUUCAGAAUCAAUACAUUGUUAGCGCAGAUACCAUUCAUUUACUCUUCGCUAACCUCAAUCAAUUAGUUGAUUUUCAACGCCGUUUCCUUAUUGGUGUGGAAGCUACGUCUAGUGCAAGUCCGGAAGAGCAGAGUUUUGUUUAUGAACCAUUCUGCGCAAAUUAUCAAUCUGCUUCAGACCUGGUUAUUCAAGAACUACCGAGCCUUCAAAAAUUAGCUCAUAUUGUUGAACCAACAUAUGAGCUACCAUCAUUAUUAAUUAAGCCUAUUCAACGUAUUUGUAAAUACCCAUUAUUAUUGCAGGAAUUACUAAAAUUUACUGAUAAAGAGGAUAUACAUUAUGAGGAAAUUAAAUGCGGUCUCAACGCAAUCAAACGUGUUGCUGAUCGUGUAAAUGAAACUCGACGUCAACAAGAAAAUGCUGCCGUUGUUAAAGAUUUGGAACGCCGUGUAGAAGAUUGGAAAGGUCAUCGAAUUGAGCAAUUUGGUGAACUUUUACUUGAAGAUGUAUUCACUAUGUCUAAAGAUGAUUCUGAGCGCGAAUAUCAUGUAUAUUUAUUUGAGAAGAUUCUACUUUGUUGUAAAGAAACAAAUGCAAAAAAACAACAAAGUAAAUCACAACUUCUUAAAAAUAAUAAUCGAAAAUCUAAAAGAGCUAGCUUGCAAUUAAAAGGAAGAAUAUUUAUACACAAUAUUACCGCUGCGGUAGACAACAGUCGGUCUGGAUGUGAUAGUGAGAUGGAAUCUUUCUCUCUCAAAUGUCGAAAUGAGGAACAACUUAAACAAUGGAAAUCCACGUUAGAAAAAUUAUUAACAGAUUCAGGAAAUAAUAACAAUCGACAUACUAUGACGAAAGGACAAUUCGAUAAUAAUGCAACUACUCCCUCGAAACGCACCGGGCUAAAAAGUCAAUCAUUACCUUAUGGUCAAUUACCUUCUUCAUAUCAUGAGAAGGGUAGACCGAAAACCAAUGAUUCUGUAGCACCACCCCCUUAUGCUUGGGAUCCAAAUUCACCACCAAUACCACCCGUUAUGCCAAAUUCACAUUUGCAACAUCGAUCACAAUCAAGUUCAUCACUUCAAACUAUGGCACGUAAUGGACUUUCAACCGCACCUCCAACCAUGGCUACAUUCCCCUCAAAUGCAAUUAUGCAGAUGGAAAAUACGGGAUACUAUCCGAAUUCUCCACCACCAUCGUAUCCUGGUUCACCAGCUCCAUCUACUCGUAGUAGUGCGACAUCACAUUCCAGUUCUAAUCAUAUGAGUAUAUGGCAACGUAGAAGUGUUGAACAUCCAUCACCUCUUGCAGGUACUAUUGCCAAAUUUAUGAUGAAUGAAGACGAAGAACAGAAUAAUAUUCAUCCACCACCAAUCCAACGUUCUCAUUCUCAUAGUGCAGCCGCAGGUCAAACAUUUCAGCAAACUAAUGGACCUGUACCAAAUGUGCCAACUCAUAAUGUCGUAAAUCGUCUACGAUCACAAAGUAGUCCAAAUAUCCAAGCCAUUCAGGAAUUACAACUUGAAAAUAUGGCGGAACCUGUGCCUAGUAUUCCAAAUUCUAGCAAUCCGGCACGUCAAAAUGUUAAUAAUGGGCUUCAAUCAAUAGAAAUAGAACAACGAAAUAUGAACUUUGCAGAUGAUGUCUUUGUGAUAGUUGUCCCUCAAGAUAUUGAAUACAGAGAGCUAUGUGAUCGUGUAGAACGGAAAAUACGGUUAUGUUCUACACGACGGGACGAAAGUGUUCCCAUUCGAAUCAGAUACCAAGAUGAGGAUGGUGAUCACAUCACAAUUAAUUCUGAUGAAGAUGUUUCAAUGGCAUUCGAAG
Molecule: messenger RNA, 2524 nt
Organism: Racocetra persica
Lineage: Eukaryota; Fungi; Glomeromycota; Glomeromycetes; Diversisporales; Gigasporaceae
Source: the annotation of a GenBank genome assembly